Molecule: messenger RNA, 942 nt
Organism: Pistacia vera
Lineage: Eukaryota; Viridiplantae; Streptophyta; Magnoliopsida; Sapindales; Anacardiaceae
Product: ankyrin repeat-containing protein At5g02620-like
Exons: 3
Coding region: 22-930 (302 amino acids)
Cellular component (GO): plasma membrane
Molecular function (GO): protein phosphatase regulator activity; protein phosphatase 1 binding
Source: RefSeq, a predicted model, not a curated record
CCUGUGCACAUUGCCGCGAGAAUGGGUAAAAUUGGUGUCAUAAAAAUAUUCUUGAAUGCUACAGAGCAAAUUUCAAGGACUAAAGAUAAUGAAGAUAAUACACCUCUGCACAAUGCUGUUCGGAAUCAUAACCGCAAGCUGGCUUUCAUGCUGAUAAAUAAAGAUCCUGAACCAAUUCAGUAUCUUAAUAAAGCUAAUCAGUCUCCUCUCUCUAUUGCCAUUGACGCACAAGUAACUCAUAUUGCAUGCCUUAUGAUAAAUAAAAAUCCAUCUUCCCAUGGCCAUAGAGGAACCGACGGAUUGACCCUUCUUCACAGAGCUGUCAUAAAUCAAGAUUAUGUUGUCAUGGUCGAGAUACUGCAAGCGAAAAAGGAACUUAUCAAUGAGCUGGAUGCACAUAAUAGGAAUCCUCUUCACUUCGCCGCAGCCAUAGGUAAUUCUAAGAUGGUACGACACUUAGCAAAUGAAGAUGACUCACUUGUAUAUCAAGGUGACCGUGAUGGUCUAACGCCGAUUCACUUGGCUGCUAAGAAUGGCCAGAUUGUUGUGCUUAAAAUGCUCAUCGAAUUUUAUCCAGAUGUAUUUGAGUUGCUUGAAAAUAAAAAACGUAAUAUCCUCCAUGUUGCUGCUGAAAAUGGGCAAGCGGAUAUUGUCAAAUAUAUUCUUGCAUUGCCUGAGUUGGAAGAUUUGAUCAACUCGCCUGAUGCGGAUGGGAAUACCCCUUUACAUCUAGCUGCCAUAAAAUUCCGUAACUAUGUGAUUUAUAUCCUCUCAACAAGUCCGAGGGUGAACAUCAGUGGAACCAACAAUGGAAAAAAGACUGCUCUGGAAAUUGCUCAGUCAUCUGGGGAUCAUGGAGAUAUGUCAAAGGCCUUCAUGAGUAGUUUUCAUCUAAGGAAGUCUGUGGUGGCGCAGGAGAAGAGGAUGUAAGAUGUGUCCAAG